Molecule: messenger RNA, 764 nt
Organism: Rhodamnia argentea
Lineage: Eukaryota; Viridiplantae; Streptophyta; Magnoliopsida; Myrtales; Myrtaceae
Product: 60S ribosomal protein L23
Exons: 4
Coding region: 144-566 (140 amino acids)
Biological process (GO): translation
Cellular component (GO): ribosome; cytosolic large ribosomal subunit
Molecular function (GO): structural constituent of ribosome; large ribosomal subunit rRNA binding
Source: RefSeq, a predicted model, not a curated record
AAACCCUAGCUCAGUCCGGUUCCCACCUCUCUGUCCGCUUCGGGGUCUUCCCCGACCUCUUGCCGCGCUAUAUAUUCAAGGCUGAAGCCUCCCAAAAACCCUAGUCGCAUCUCUGCUGCUGGUCGCCUCUCCUGCCGACGAAAAUGUCGAAGCGAGGACGCGGAGGUUCUGCGGGUAAUAAGUUCAGGAUGUCACUGGGUCUGCCAGUGGCAGCCACGGUGAACUGUGCGGACAACACUGGGGCUAAGAAUCUUUACAUUAUCUCGGUGAAGGGAAUCAAGGGUCGCUUGAACAGGUUGCCCUCUGCUUGUGUCGGAGACAUGGUGAUGGCCACUGUCAAGAAGGGGAAGCCCGACCUCAGGAAGAAGGUCAUGCCCGCGGUCAUCGUCAGGCAGCGCAAGCCCUGGCGCAGAAAGGACGGUGUCUACAUGUACUUCGAAGAUAAUGCUGGUGUCAUUGUGAAUCCGAAAGGAGAAAUGAAAGGUUCUGCCAUCACCGGUCCAAUUGGGAAAGAGUGUGCAGACCUGUGGCCGAGAAUUGCCAGUGCAGCCAACGCGAUCGUCUGAGAGUUGCAGUUAUCUUUUGUUCCUGUUAUUUGUUUUCAUAUUGUGGUUUGACGUUGGCGUGGGUUAGUUAACCUCAGUUUGCUUAGUUAUGAGAUAUAUUUACAUGUUGGAGGCUCACCUAUGCCCUUUACUCUUUUUGAAGUGUUGUCAUGGAUUAGAAGAUUUAAGUAUAUCCGUUUUAGACGUGAUUUCUUUCUC